CAUAACCAAAAAAAGGUUCUUUUUUAUCUACUAAGAAAAAAAAAAAAAAAAAGAGGAAAAAGGUAAAGCCUUUGGUUCCUCUCUCUCUCUAUAUAUAAGUGUUUACACAAGGAAAAGAAAGAGAGCAUUUCCAAAAGAGCAGCAGUAAACAUAGGCAUGUUUCGAGGGUCAGUACUAUGCGGGCAAGAAGAGAUAGAGCAUCUCUCAAGAGAGAGCAGCCAUUACAGUCUAACUACAGGGAUAAUCCCUUCGCUUGGUGCCAGAAGUAUCCGCAGGGUUAAGCUCAGGAGCUAUAUUAUUUCUCCUCACGAUCGUCGUUACAGGGUAUGGGAGACAUUUUUGGUCCUAUUAGUCAUAUACACUGCUUGGGUUUCACCAUUCGAAUUCGGGUUCCUCGGAAAGCCGGAUACGCCACUCGCUGUUACCGAUAAUGUCGUUAAUGGAUUCUUUGCCUUGGAUAUUAUCCUCACCUUCUUUGUUGCAUACCUUGAUAAAGCUACUUAUCUCCUCAUUGAUGACCCUAAGAAGAUUGCUUGGAAGUAUGGCACUUCUUGGUUAGCUUUCGACGUUAUAUCCACUAUACCAUCGGAACUUGCUCGGAGAAUUUCACCUAAGCCGCUGCGUUCGUAUGGCUUGUUCAACAUGCUUCGCCUUUGGCGCCUUCGUAGAGUUAGUGCCUUGUUCUCAAGAUUGGAGAAAGACAAGAACUUCAACUACUUUUGGGUUCGAUGUGCGAAACUUAUUUGCGUUACCGUUUUUGCUGUUCAUUGUGCUGGAUGUUUUUAUUACCGUAUUGCUGCAAGAUACCGUGAUCCUGGAAGAACAUGGAUUGGUGCAUCUAUGGGAGACAAUUUCCAUGUACAAAGCUUGUCUAUUCGAUAUGUAACAUCCAUGUACUGGUCCAUCACUACACUCACUACUGUUGGCUAUGGUGAUUUACAUCCUGUGAAUACCCCGGAGAUGAUAUUCGACAUUUUCUACAUGUUCUUCAACCUCGGAUUGACAGCAUAUUUGAUUGGAAACAUGACAAACUUAGUUGUCCAUGGAACUAGCAGAACUAGACAAUUUAGGGAUACAAUUCAAGCUGCUUCAAGCUUUGCUCAGAGAAACCAAUUGCCUCCUCGCCUACUAGAUCAGAUGGUUGCACAUUUAAGUCUAAAGUACCGCACUGAUUCUGAAGGGCUGCAGCAGCAAGAGACUUUGGAUUCCCUUCCUAAAGCCAUCCGAUCGAGCAUUUCGCAUUAUCUAUUCUACUCCCUUGUGGAUAAUGUUUACUUGUUUCAUGGGGUUUCUAAUGAUUUGCUGUUUCAGCUGGUCUCAGAAAUGAAAGCUGAAUAUUUUCCUCCAAAAGAAGAUGUCGUUCUACAAAAUGAAGCACCUACAGAUUUCUACAUCCUUGUAACUGGUGCUGUGGACCUAUUGGUUCGAAAAAAUGGAGUUGAACAAGUUGUUGGAGAGGCAUCAGCAGGUGACCUUUGUGGUGAGAUUGGUGUACUUUGCUAUAGACCACAACUCUUCACAGUACGUACGAAAAGAUUAUGCCAACUACUACGGCUAAACCGUACUACAUUCCUUAAUAUCAUUCAGGCUAAUGUUGGAGAUGGGACCAUAAUCAUGAACAAUCUUCUUCAGCAUUUGAAAGACAUGGAUGAUCCAAUUAUGGAAGGUGUUUUAAUAGAGACACAGAACAUGCUAGCUCGUGGCUCAAUGGAUUUGCCUCUCAAUCUUUGCUUUGCAGCAGUCAAAGGAGACGACUCGUUGUUGAAUAAGCUAUUGGAAAAGGGGCACAAUGCUAACGAGUCCGAUGACAAUGGAAGAACACCUCUGCAUAUAGCUGCAUCCAAAGGAAGUGAGAAUUGUGUUCUCAUCUUACUUGAUCAUAAUGCAGAUCCUAACAUUAAAGAUUCAGAAGGAAGUGUACCACUAUGGGAGGCAAUACUAGGUGGCCAUGACAAUAUAGCCAAACUACUAAAAGACAAUGGGGCAAACAUCAAUGUUGGUGAUGUUGGUCAUUUUGCCUGCAUCGCUGCCGAGCAAAACGACUUGGACUUACUCAAAGAAAUCGUUCGUUACGGCGGGAACGUCACGUGUCCUAGACACAACGGUUACACUGCUCUUCACGUCGCCGUAUGUGAAGGAAACGUUGAAAUAGUGAAAUACCUAUUGGAACAAGGCAGCGACAUCGAUAAACGCGAUAUCCAUGGUUGGACACCAAGGGACCUAGCUGCACAACAAGGGCACGAAGACAUCGAGACGAUAUUCAAAUCAUUAACCGAAAAGAAGAAAACUCAACCAAUCAUGACUAUCCCAGAGAAGCAUGAAGUACGUUUCCUCGGAAGGUUUACAAGCGAACCGGUCAUAUCCACGGCAACGUCUGGUGAUGGUUUGGAUGGAUCAUCAAGAGGCAAAUCUCGACGACCGAGGCGUAAGAGCAGUAACUUCAACAACUCUCUGUUUGGUAUAAUGUCACAAAAUGUCGAGAAGGAUUUAUUACUAUCAGUUCAUCAACCAAAAGGUAUGAAGGAUCCUUUAGUUAAAUCAAGUAGAGUGAUAAUUACUUGCCCUGAAAAAGGAGACACCAUUGGGAAGCUUGUUUUAGUACCUGGGAGCAUGGAGGAAUUGGUUGAGAUUGGAGCUAAUAAAUUUGGGAUAUUUGGUGGUAAAGUGAUGAACAAAGGAGGAGGCGAAAUUGAUGAUAUAGAAGUGAUUAGAGAUGGUGAUCAUCUUGUUUUUGUGAGUGAUGGUUACAUGCAACAAGAGAUUAAUGACACCCAAAACCCUCAAUAAUGCAUUGGGGUUUUCUUAGACCAUAGGAUAAUGCAUAUAUAUAUCGAGAGAGAUAAGUGUACUUUUAUGUCAUAAUUUGGUUAAAUUUUACACUUUAUAAGGUCAAAGGUCUUCGGCCUAUAAGUUUUAGGGACCCAAGUCACUAUCAAAAUUCAAGAUGGUUUCCUUUAAUUGUAUGCCAACUUUGAAAAGUGUCCAUAUCUAAUGUAAAUGUUAUUAAAGAGACAAGUAAAUUUUUUUAAUAGUAGGUUGUCAAAA
Gossypium arboreum is the source of this 3045-nucleotide messenger RNA. Its product is annotated as potassium channel AKT1-like. Gene Ontology annotation, molecular function: voltage-gated potassium channel activity; protein binding. The coding region runs from base 157 to 2787 and encodes 876 amino acids. Gene Ontology annotation, biological process: potassium ion transport; transmembrane transport. The transcript has 11 exons. The record is from RefSeq and is a predicted model, not a curated record. Lineage: Eukaryota; Viridiplantae; Streptophyta; Magnoliopsida; Malvales; Malvaceae. Gene Ontology annotation, cellular component: membrane.